GCGUGCCUACGCGCCGUGCGGGCUGCGGCGUCGGCCGUUGGCGCGGCUUGGGCGGUUGUCUUGGAGAAGCAAGAUGGCGGCGACGGCGGCCGCGGUGGUGGCGGAGGAGGACACCGAGCUGCGGGACCUGCUGGUGCAGACGCUGGAGAACAGCGGGGUCCUGAACCGCAUCAAGGCCGAACUCCGAGCUGCUGUGUUUUUAGCACUAGAGGAGCAGGAAAAAGUAGAGAACAAAACUCCUUUAGUCAAUGAGAGCCUGAAAAAGUUUUUAAAUACAAAAGACGGCCGGCUGGUGGCUAGUCUCGUGGCGGAAUUUCUUCAGUUUUUUAACCUUGACUUUACCUUGGCUGUUUUUCAACCUGAAACCAGCACGUUUCAGGGUCUGGAAGGUCGAGAGAACAUAGCCCGGGAUUUAGGUAUUAUUGAAGCAGAAGGUACUGUGGGUGGACCCUUGUUGUUAGAGGUGAUCAGACGCUGUCAGCAGAAAGAAAAAGGGCCAAGCAGCGGGGAGGGGGCUUUCCACCUGUCUGAUGUGCAUUCUCCACCGAAGUCCCCAGAGGGGAAGGCAGGUGCACACACCCCUCACAGCAAGAUACCAAGGUAUAAAGGACAAGGUAAGAAGAAGACAAGCGGGCGGAAGUCUGGCGCCAAGGCCAGCAGUGAUGCUAGUCAGAGCGACGCCAGUAUGUCGUCCUCGGAGCCGAAGAGCAGGGGGAGUCUUCCCUUACUGGCGGCCGAAAGUAAAGUUGGAUCUUUGUUAAGCACCCAGAGUCUGGAGGGUAGAGACGGAGCUGGGCUUGGUCCAGGGGAGGAGGACGUGGAGGGAGAUUCGUUCUUCGAUGACCCCAUUCCUAAACCAGAAAAGACGUACGGGUGGAGAAGUGAGCCUGGGAAGCAGGUAGGAAGCCUCGCCUCGCUCUCUGACGCGCCCCCUCUAAAAAGCGGACUCAGCCCCCUCGCUGGCGCGCCCUCGCUGAAGGGCUCCGAAGGUAAAAGGGGAAACACAAUUUUGAAAGAUCUUAAAUUGGUCGGUGAUAAAAUGGGAUCGCUCGGAUUAGGGGCUGGAGAAGAAGAUGACUAUGCUGAUGAUUUUAAUAGUACCAGCCAUCGCUCAGAAAAAAGCGAGCUGAGUAUUGGUGAGGAGAUUGAAGAAGACCUCUCUGUGGAGAUAGACGAAGUCAAUACCAGUGAUAAGCUUGAUGACCUGACGCAGGACCUGACUGUGUCCCAGCUCAGUGACGUCGCGGACUACCUGGAAGACGUUGCUUAGGCGCCACGGAAGGAAGUGUUGCCAUCGGCCAAGGACAGAGGGGACCCCGACCAGUUCCUUUUUUUGUCCCAGACCAUCACUCUGCUGGGACGUCUGCUCCCCGUUGGUGCCUUGUGUUUCAAAAGACUACAGCUAUUUUUAAAAAGUAACUUUUCAUUUUACUAAACAAAAUACUUCCUAUUUGAGCCCACACGUGGAAGAUUCCAUACUCUUGAUUUGGCCUAGUACACGUUUCUCUGUGGAGGUUGAUUUUCUAGGCUCAGAUUUCCUACAAGGCGCGAGCCCGUGAAAACGGCAGUGUUGCCGCGUACGGAAGGCACGGGUGCAGCCGAGGCCGCCCGCGGGUGUGCCUUGGUGCCAGCCGCCGGUCGGAGCGCUGGCAGUAGCUGGUCCUGCUGGCGGUUGCCAGGCGGCCUGGGAACGGUAGGCCCGAAGCCCAUCGCUCUAAGUUACAUGUGAUAGGUCGACUUUCUUUCUCUUUCCUUCCAUUGGGAAGGCUUGUUAGACCGUUCAGGUUUCAUUAACAUAUCUUGUGUGCUCCGCAGUUUCGCUUGUUUUGAAGAAAUCCAGAGAUGGUUGUGACUUUUGAGUCAUGGAAUUGUCCCUGACAGCCUUUGUGGUCCCUGCCCUGUGUCCCUAGAAGAAGCUUUACUCACAGUUUUCUCGUCAGUAUAGUUAUAAUUUAUUAUUUGUAAAGAUGCCUUGAAACAUAUGAACUACCAAAUGCAUCUGAAACCAUUAAGCAAUGCCUUUAUUUCAGGUCUGUAAGUUGGUUAUGUCAACAUCCACACUGGACGGUGCGGUAGUACUGGCCUGAGACCUCAUCCGCCUUGAGGAGCCUUGCGCACGGUCCAUAGUUUCAUUGCAGCCCUUUCAGGUGGAGCCAGUGGUAGGUGUUCAGGCGGACUUGUUUACAUUCUGUCCAUCGUGCUGCUCUUGCGGGAGGUUGCUGAUACUAGUGACUCUGACGUGUUCGCCGUUAGAAGUGACACCUGCAUGUUCAAUUGGUGUAAGUCAAGCUGUGAUACAUUCGGUACUUUCAAAUUUCAAUUAAAGCUCUUUCUUAAAAGUCGCCUUUAUUAAUAAAGGGAGCAAACCGGGCCUGACUCGCUGGUCUCAGUAAGUGAAGAGUUUGUGGUUUGUAUAAUGCCCGUUUUUCGUUUCGUAUUAAUCUAAACAUUGCAAACGUAUUUACUGGCUCUAAUGUGGAACGGGAAGUGAUGACGCGAGGAUUCAGGUUCCGUGACUUUAGCCUGAGCCACGAGCGCCAGGAGGAAGCAGGGCGCCAUUCGGGCCAGGACAGCCUGGGAGCUGCUCCGUCGCCCCGGCCUCCACUGCAGGUUGUGACCUCGGUCAGGUCAGGCUGUUCCUGUGUCACGUGAGUACGAAGCGCGGCUGCAAGUCCCCAGCGAGCUUGUUAGAAGUGCAUUUCCUCAGACGUCAUCUCUGCAAAGACUCCCUUUCUGUGCAGGUCAUAGGUCUGUGGUGGAAUCUGCAUCAAAGGUGUGAUUUGGUCUUUGUAUUAUUUGGUGGGAGCUGGAUUUCAGGAGCGUGAUGGGAAAUCCUUUCAGUGGAAUGAUUGUCAGAGGUGGCGUUUUAAUUUCGUGGAAAGCUUUUGACGAGUAGCAUCGGAUAGUAUUUUUCUUUCACCCAUAGAAUCCGACCUUUGGACAGUGUCUGGGAGGACGGGUGGAGAGUGCAAGUAGGAGAUGCCUCUGGCAGCAGCUCUCCUGUUUUGUGGCUGCACCCGAGUCCUACAGAAGUUCCCAGGCAGGGGAGCUGCAGCUGCCACCUAGCCACUGCAGAGAUGGUGCCUUAUCCUCAGCCCACUGCGCCACAGCGGGAGCUCCUGUCAGUGCUGCUGCUGAUCACAUCGUUUGAAUGAUGUAAAAUGCAGCUGACAACGCUGUUUCUACAUGUGUUCCUUGAGUAAGUAGGUUUUCAGUGUGAUUGGUGUUUUCUUUCUGUUAAGAAAUACAUACUGAAUUUUUUUUUUUUUGCUUUUUAGUGUUGCUCCCGUGGCAUUUGGAGGUUCCCAGGCUAGGGGUUGAAUUGUAGUUGUAGCUGCUGGCCUGCGGCACAGCCACAGCAACACCAGAUCUGAGCCACAUCUGCAACCUACACCAUAGCUCAUGGCAACGCUGGAUCCUUAACCCACUGAGUGAGGCUGGGGAUCGAACUGCAUCCUCAUGGAUGCUAGUCAGGUUUGUUCACCACUGAGCCACGACAGAAACUCCAAGGGGUCGAAUCUCAAAUCAGAGCUGUAGCUGCCAGCCUACACUACAGUCACAGACGACGCGAGAUCCGAGCCCCGUCUGUGACCUACACCACAGCUCAUGGCAGCACUGAGCUGUGACCCACUGAGCGAGGCCAGGGACCAAACCCGAGUCCUCGGCAUCCUCACGGACACUAGUCCGGUUCAUUUCUAUUGCACCACAACAGGAACUCCCAAGAAAUACGUAUUGGAAUAUCAACCCAGGAUAUAACCUUUUUAUGCCAAGACUUGUGUCUUACAUUGGAGUUUUUGAAAAUGUCUGUCAUAUGUUGAUGAAAGUCUUGUUUUAUUGAUGAUGAGUAAAGUGAAUAAAAGCUCACGCCUUUUA
This is a messenger RNA of Sus scrofa (pig), 3873 nucleotides long. It is a transcript of the gene CEP43, whose product is annotated as centrosomal protein 43. Lineage: Eukaryota; Metazoa; Chordata; Mammalia; Artiodactyla; Suidae. The record is from RefSeq and is a predicted model, not a curated record. Gene Ontology annotation, cellular component: centrosome. Gene Ontology annotation, molecular function: protein binding. Gene Ontology annotation, biological process: microtubule anchoring.